AGCGGCGCCGAGGACGGCAGCCCGGGCCCGCACCACGUGUCCAUCGCUGCGGCUGUCAUCAAGUCGCUGGCCGCCACCGAGGGCGAGGUGUUCGGGCUGGCGAGCGAGAACGGCGAGCACGUGCGGCCCAUCCUCAAGAAGAAGAGCAGCUCGGAGGAGAACGCCGGCGACUCCGCGUGCGCCGAGGCGCCGCGCCCCAUCCUCAAGAAGAAGGCGAGCGUGGAGACCGAGGACGACGACCGGCCCAAGCCCAUCCUCAAGUCGGCGCGCAAGCACUCGCACGAGGACAACGGCGGCUUCGGCCUGCCGCACGGUCACGGGCUGGGGUUGGGGCUGGGCCGCGACUCGCCCACGCGCUGCCUGCGCCUGGCCAGGGGCUCCGACUCCACCUCGGGCUCCGACUGCGAG
Gryllus bimaculatus (two-spotted cricket) is the source of this 408-nucleotide messenger RNA. The record is from the annotation of a GenBank genome assembly. NCBI's taxonomy places the organism in Eukaryota, Metazoa, Arthropoda, Insecta, Orthoptera, Gryllidae.